CUCACUAUCUGAGUAUUUGGUAAAGUUCUCUUCUUUCCUUUUUAAUUUUUAAUUUCCUUUCCUUUUCAUGGUUUUACUAUUAUUCAUCAUCAUAUUUUCUAUUGUUUCACGCUAUCAAAUUGAAUUACUGUUAAUUGGGUGCUUCAUUUUUUUUUUGUAACUAAUCAGAUUUUAUUGUUUUUGAAAGACACGUAUAUCAAUGUACUUGGGUUUUAUCUGUUAAAUUGUUCAAACCCAAAAAAAGGGUAUUUAUCAAUUUUUUCUGAGUACUUGAUAGGAAUAUACUCCAAGCUUCUUUAAUUUGUUCUUUGAUUUCUGGGUUUGUAACUAAAAAUGUAUGAGAUAAUCAUUCAAUUGGAAUAAAAAGAUUUGUGCUUUUCCCUUAUCUAGUUCUUUAACUAAGCCUUAAACCCUAAACCCUAAAAUUGCAGCCAUGGCAUUUGAAGAUGGGUUUGCAGCAGAGAGGAUUUUCAAUCGAGGGUAUUCAUAUACUUAUGAUGAUGUUAUCUUUCUUCCCCAUUACAUAGAUUUUCCAACUGAUGCAGUUCAACUUCCAACCAAGCUCACAAAAAACAUAUCUCUUUCAAUACCCUGUGUAUCUUCACCAAUGGAUACUGUUACUGAGUCUUACAUGGCUGUAGCCAUGGCUUCCCUAGGUGGGAUUGGGAUUUUACACUCUAAUAACACCCCUCAGGAGCAAUUUUCUCUCCUUCAAUCAGCCAAAUCGCGUCGCAUCCCUUUUGUUUCAGAUUUCGAGAUUAAAUCCCCUGCGGAUGUGAUUGAUUCCGAGUCUGAUUUUGGUUCCUCGAGUGUGAUUUUAAUUACUGAGACAGGUAGCAGGAAGUCUAGAGUGUUAGGAUUUGUGUUGAAAUCUGAUUGGGUGAAGUUGAUGAAAAAGGAGAUUAGGGUUUGUGAGUACAUGUCCAAAUUGGAUGUUUCGGUGCCCAAUAGUUACGAUUUGGAUCAAAUUGCGGGGUUUUUGGGGGAGAAAGGCGUUCAAUUGGUUCCGAUUGUGAGAGAGAGUGACGGAGAAGUCGUAGAUUUGGUGACAUUGCAGGAUAUAGAGAGAAUUCAGGAUUUUCCCAAGAAGGGUUUGCCGUCAUUAGCGUCUAACGGGGACUUUUUGGUGGGUGCUGCAAUAGGGACUAGAGAAUCGGAUAAAGAGAGGUUGGAGUAUUUAGUUAAGGGUGGGGCUGAUGUUGUGGUUUUGGAUAGUUCUCAAGGAAAUUCUAUUUAUCAGAUUGAUAUGAUCAAGUAUAUUAAGAAGACUUACCCGAGUUUGGAUGUCAUUGGAGGGAAUGUAGUGACUAAAUAUCAAGCUCAGAACUUGAUUCAAGCGGGAGUUGAUGGACUUCGAGUUGGUAUGGGAUCUGGGUCAAUAUGUACCACUCAAGAAGUGUGCGCCGUGGGCAGAGGACAGGCUACUGCAGUAUACAAGGUUGCCUCUAUUGCUUCACAAAGUGGUGUUCCCAUCAUUGCUGAUGGUGGUAUAUCAAACUCCGGACACAUUGUUAAGGCCUUGGUUCUGGGGGCAUCUACUGUGAUGAUGGGUAGCUUUCUGGCUGGUAGUAUUGAAGCUCCUGGCGGUUAUGUUGUUCAGGAUGGUCGUCGUGUUAAGAAGUAUCGAGGCAUGGGUUCAUUGGAAGCAAUGACAAAAGGAAGUGAUCAACGAUAUCUUGGGGACAAGUCUAAACUUAAAAUUGCACAAGGUGUGGUUGGAGCUGUUGCAGAUAAGGGCUCAGUUUUAAAGUUUGUGCCUUACACAAUGCAUGCAGUUAAACAAGGGUUCCAAGAUCUUGGUGCGUCUUCUGUUGAGUCAGCGCACGAUUUAUUGAGAUCAGAAGUAUUAAGAUUAGAGGCUCGAACUGGUGCGGCUCAAGUAGAAGGUGGUGUGCAUGGUUUGGUAUCUUAUGAGAAGAAGGCAUUUUAAUGCUUACAGGAUCUAAUGGAGCAGUAGGCAGAGGCGUAGAGCCGUGCCUUGAUAUAUGGUUUGGUAUCUUGCGUAGAGGCGUAAAUCAAGUGUUGUGAUUUUUUAUUUAAAACUUAUCUUGGUUUGAAUCAAAUUUGAUAUUUCGACUAUAACAUAAGAUCUAGAAUUUAAUUUAGUCUACGAAGUUCAAGUUUUAGAUAACAAUAGGCUCUAGUUCUAUUUUUUUUUUACGUUUGUCAAUACGUUAAUUCAUUCCUAAUAUCUCUAA
Molecule: messenger RNA, 2198 nt
Organism: Amaranthus tricolor (Joseph's coat)
Lineage: Eukaryota; Viridiplantae; Streptophyta; Magnoliopsida; Caryophyllales; Amaranthaceae
Product: inosine-5'-monophosphate dehydrogenase 2-like
Exons: 4
Coding region: 434-1930 (498 amino acids)
Biological process (GO): GTP biosynthetic process
Cellular component (GO): cytoplasm
Molecular function (GO): IMP dehydrogenase activity
Source: RefSeq, a predicted model, not a curated record